GCAAGGUACACACGGAGGGAGUGAGCAGAGUGCGCGCACAAGGAACUCGAGAAAGCCUUUAAAGAAAGCUGAGCUCGCUGCAGAUCGACCGGAAAACAGGGCAGAGACCUUCAAAGCCCGACGCUCUCCACUCUUCUCCCCGACGCUCGGAAGUCCAGCAGCGGCUCGCUCCCAGAUCCCGAGAACCCACCGCGUCUGAUCCAGCACGGGGUGGCUACUGAGCUAGGGAAUGGCGGUCUUCGCUCACCGGUUGCUGGCCUCCGCGCUCCUCGCGCUUCUCCUCUCGGCCGCCUCGGCCGCCGACACAAAGAAUAACCCUGCCGAUGAGCUUGUGGCGUUGCUCAACAGCAAUCGCACAGCCGCCAAGGCAUCUAGUCUUGCUGAUAAUCAAGGUCUUGGAUGCAUUGCUCUGCAGUACAUUAAAGCAUAUAAGGGUCAGUGUGACCAGGUGGGGGGAAACAAGAAGCCAGUAGAAUCCAGUUUCAUUGACACAUUUGCCCCAAACUGUGGUGUCCAAGCGACAACUCUUGCCAAGCUCACUGGGAGGCUUCUGGCGUGCCAGUCCACCUACCCACCUCCAGCUCAGGCCCUCGACAUGCUGAUUUCCGAUUCAAAGAGCCUUCAGGUAUUGCAUAGCAAGAACCACACAGAGGUUGGCGCAGCGGUCACCGGCACUUCUGGUGGCGGGCCGUACUUCUGGUGUGUCUUGUUCAGCAAUGGCAAGCCCAAUUCCAGCUUCACCGUAGAAGGUGGAGUGCCCAAGACUGCCCAUCCAGGAUGCUUCAGCGGCAACAAUGAUGCGUGCAGUAGUGCCAUUUCGAGCGGUGUGAGUACAUGGAGACUGGUUUCAGCCCUUCUUUUCUCAGUGGCUACUGCUUUUGCCUUUUGAGCCUGAAUAGAAAUGCCAUGGCGCACCAUUCCUUUGCUCAUUCUCAGAAAUGGUUGCUGUGCUUGCCUGCCACGCCCACCAUUUUGUUGGUUUGUUUUAGCAGGGUAAGGAUUUAAGGAAUCGUGGUUUUCAGUAUUUGAGAAUUGAGACAACAAGUAACUUGUACACUCUGUUGUCUAAUGUAUUUUUUGUAAAUCUUUGGGAAUUCUCAGUAGUUAUUGUUACGCCAUUUUAAGUGGCUUCUGAGCUGUCUAAAUUUCCAAUUGAAUAUGAUUUCGACAGCCAGUGCAGCAACCUUGUGUUAACAAAAAUAUAAGAUGUUCUUUGUUCUUUUGGAAUGACAGAAUUUCAGGUGAAAGUCA
Brachypodium distachyon (stiff brome) is the source of this 1251-nucleotide messenger RNA. RefSeq lists its product as uncharacterized. The record is from RefSeq and is a predicted model, not a curated record. Lineage: Eukaryota; Viridiplantae; Streptophyta; Magnoliopsida; Poales; Poaceae. The coding region runs from base 230 to 889 and encodes 219 amino acids. The transcript is spliced from 2 exons.